AUGCUUUUCAAACCAAUUGCCAGCUUGCUUUUCCUCGGCUAUGCCAACGCUGCCAUUGUGGUGUCGCUGGUCAGCACCAGUGGAGUCACUGUUCCUUACAACGUGGAUCCUGAUGGCAGUUGCUUCUCCCUGAAUGGCGGUAGUCUUACGCAGUUCAACGACCAUCUCCAGCAAAUGGAGAUUCCCAGUGGCUAUGAAUGCACAAUCUGGGAGAACUUCAAUUGUAAUGGCAAACACACUAACGCUCUCAUCGGCUCUCCGCGUAUUGCUGAAGUCUGCCCAAAGCUUACUUGGAACUGGGCCUUGGCGGCGUCAUCUUUCAGGUGCUGCAAAACGACGUCUAAUGGAAGUUGUGGGUCUAUUAGCGACAACUAG
Penicillium pulvis is the source of this 375-nucleotide messenger RNA. RefSeq lists its product as uncharacterized. The coding region runs from base 1 to 375 and encodes 124 amino acids. The record is from RefSeq and is a predicted model, not a curated record. NCBI's taxonomy places the organism in Eukaryota, Fungi, Ascomycota, Eurotiomycetes, Eurotiales, Aspergillaceae. The transcript is spliced from 4 exons.